Messenger RNA from Camelus dromedarius (Arabian camel), 1117 nucleotides. Its product is annotated as olfactory receptor 11H12. The coding region runs from base 25 to 972 and encodes 315 amino acids. Gene Ontology annotation, biological process: G protein-coupled receptor signaling pathway. NCBI's taxonomy places the organism in Eukaryota, Metazoa, Chordata, Mammalia, Artiodactyla, Camelidae. The record is from RefSeq and is a predicted model, not a curated record. The transcript has a single exon. Gene Ontology annotation, molecular function: G protein-coupled receptor activity; olfactory receptor activity. Gene Ontology annotation, cellular component: membrane.
UUGACCUUGCAGGUUACUGAACCAAUGAAUACCUCUGAGCCAGAUUCCAGCUUCCCUUUUGUAAGAGAAUUUAUACUCCUAGAUUUUUCUUGUGAGUGGAAAAUUCAGAUCCUCCUCUUCUCACUCUUCCUUACAACAUAUGCUCUGACCAUAACAGGGAAUGGGUCUAUUGUUUGUGCAUUAUGGUGUGACCAGCGACUCCACAUCCCCAUGUACAUAUUCCUGGGUAAUUUCUCCUUUCUAGAGAUCUGGUAUGUCUCUUCUACAGUCCCCAAGAUGUUGGUCAACUUCCUCUCAGAUAAAAAGACCAUCUCCUUUGUUGGAUGUUUCUUCCAAUUUUAUUUCUUUUUUUCUUUGGGAACAACUGAAUGCUUACUUUUGGCCACCAUGGCCUUUGAUCGGUACCUUGCUAUCUGCCACCCCUUGCACUACCCUAAUAUCAUGACUGGGCAUCUCUGUACCAAACUGGUCAUUAUCUGCUGGGUUUGUGGAUUUCUGUGGUUCCUGAUCCCCAUUAUUCUCAUCUCUCAGAUGCCCUUCUGUGGUCCAAACAUCAUUGACCAUGUUGUGUGUGACCCAGGGCCACUAUUUGCUUUGGCCUGUGUCUCUGCUCCAAAAACCCAACUGCUUUGCUACACUCUAAGCUCAUUAGUUAUCUUUGGUAACUUCCUCUUCAUCCUUGGGUCCUAUACUCUUGUCCUGUUAGCAGUGUUGCGAAUGCCUUCAGCCAAUGGGAGACGGAAGGCCUUCUCUACCUGUGGGUCCCAUUUGGCUGUGGUAUCCCUCUUCUAUGGCUCUCUGAUGGUGAUGUAUGUGAGCCCAGGACUUGGACAUUCUGCUGGGAUGCAGAAAGUUGCAACUUUGUUCUAUGCUAUGGUGACCCCACUCUUCAACCCCCUCAUCUAUAGCCUACGGAAUAAGGAGAUAAAGGCAGCCUUGAGGAAAGUUCUGGGGAGUUUCAACACAAUCUAAGACAUACUAGAUGAUCCCUCCAUUAUCAGGUCAGUAUAGUCCAACCAAAAGCAACCAGAAUUAUAUUAUCAUCCAAAUCUUCAGAUGUGGAUUUAAUGAUAUUAACUUCUAUCAGCCUACAAAAUUAAGGCUCUAUGGGGCCACU